Messenger RNA from Gigantopelta aegis, 1138 nucleotides. RefSeq lists its product as uncharacterized. Bases 195 to 800 code for a protein of 201 amino acids. The transcript is spliced from 2 exons. NCBI's taxonomy places the organism in Eukaryota, Metazoa, Mollusca, Gastropoda, Neomphalida, Peltospiridae. The record is from RefSeq and is a predicted model, not a curated record.
CACGUUAAGAGCAGUUUUCGCCGACCGUUGCACCAUUUGCAUCAAUUAAUUAAAGGACGAUCAGUCACGUGACUGCUAGCCCGAACCCUUAGCAACGUACCCUCCCACAUCUGUUGGGAGAGAAAGUAUAUAAUCCUAAUUUUUGCUUGCCGAGAGCUACUGCGGAAGAAUUUCAGAGGAAGGACAAAAAAAAAAUGAUUUUAAAGUUAUCGUCUUUUGUACGAAAAGCCUCUUUGGCGUACUUGACUUUCGUGUCAGUUUGGUGUCUAAUAUGUUGCACGAAUCCCGUUUUAGGAGCAGGGGCCAAUUUGGAAGGUGGACAACCGAACGGUUUCAAAAGAGCAGCGUUCAGUGCAUGGGCGGGGAAAAGGAACUCCGAAAAAAUUGCGCCCUACUUUUCCGAAAGCGACAAAAGGGCGGCUUUUUCUUCUUGGGCCGGCAAGAGAGAUUCGUGGCAAGGCAGCCCGACAGAUGAUGAUGGUGAUGACGUCGUUGGUGAGAUUUACGGUGCCGUGGAGCCAAACGUGAAUGACGCAAACGGCGUGACGCCACACGACAAAAGAGAUCCGUUUUCGUCCUGGGCAGGAAAGAGGGCGGCUUUCUCGUCGUGGGCCGGGAAACGUGGCUCCGCACUCCACAAUCAGCUCGAGCUCAUAAACCACCUCUUGGAGCAGAUUGUGGCGCGUGUGAUGCGGAAGCGGAUGUUCAACGCCUGGGCGGGGAAGAGAGAUCAAGAUGGCGAUUCAGGUGCAAGUCACGAGCUCACGAGGAGAAAAUUUUCGGCAUGGCACGGAAAAUAAGAGAGAUGGUUGAACAUCUUCAUCCGAGGAUCACGCAAACCAGAAUCUCACCAAGCCAAGACUCUAAAACCAUCUUCUUCAAUGCAGAACAGUGACUUUCUCAAUGUUACAGACUGAUGGGAAUUAUACCUAAAAUAUAUGUACGAAAACGAGGAUUAUGUAAUUAUAUUAAAUCCACAAACAAAGUAAAACAUUUAAUUUCAAAAAUAGCAGCGAGAAAUCGUCAUUAUUUUCAACGUGGAUCAUAUUCGCACAAGGACCGAACGUUACCGAACUUUUCCGAAAACAAUCCAUGCUGAUAUGACGUAACAAAAUUGUAAAUAAAUAUUUCGUCUACA